AAAGAUACAAUCAUGCUAAUUUAAUAAAUUACUGUGUUCUUUUAGUUUGGUAACCCAGACAAUUCGCUAAUAGCCCUAACCGUGAACCGCAAUUGACACCUAGAACAUACUUAAUUAAAGUCCAAUCCGAGAUUAAGUCCCGUCCCAUUGUCUCGUUUACCUAAAACCCAAAUCGGACCUCGCUAAUUGCUGCUUCUUCAUUAAUUUGUGUCAACUCCUCCCCCCAAAAGUCGCACAACUUAGCCAUAAUCAGAAGACCCUUUCUAGUCAGUUGCGAUCUCUUCACAAGAGGUCAUGUCAAGUUGGUAAGUUAGCCAACUUUAGUAAGGCUCGCGUAGAUGUAGCGAUCUUUGAAUGGGAAGGUCUAUCUAUGGUGGUGGUAGAUGUAGCCAAAAGGUUAAAAGCGUGGUCUAUGGAUCGCACGCGUGCAUUCGAGUCCCACACGUUCGCUUGAUACUGUGUUCUUUUCAGUUUUUUCGGAAGUUGAGAAAUUUGGUGACUAGUGUUGUGAAUUGACGACUUAUUUCUUCUGUGCCUUGAGUUAAGAAAUAAUAAGAUGGCGCGGUGGUGCGCUGUCCUGGCGCUGUGCGCGCUGACCGCGGCGGCAUGCGCCAACACAUCCGAAGCGCAGUCGGCGCAGGCGAAACUACAACAAAUACGCAAACGCUCUAGGAGUGCCGAUCAGUCGCCGGCCAAGCAGGCGGAAGUCGAUGAGAUGGUCAGCAACCUUCUUCAAUGGAUUCAGGGCUUUUAUCAACAGAGGAACAGAAAAGCUCGCCAAUAUUUUGGAGGGAAACCAGAAAAACCAAGACCAUUCGAACCAGCUAGCUACCUACCGCCAUAUCCGCCAGCUGGCCAGCGUCCGACGCCAUCGUAUAACGAAGGGCCAUCAUCGUCCUACCAGCCGAGCCAACCAUCACCGAGCCCAUCAUUCCCGUCGCCGACUCAACCUGAACAGCCAUCAUACAAGCCACCACAACAGGACAAUGGCCCGUAUCAACCGAGCCAACCUCUGUACCAGCCCAGCCAGCCUACCCAACCGUCCUACCAACCAAGUCAACCGAGCCAGCCUAGUCAACCAUCUCAACCUUCAUACCAGCCUAGCCAGCCCACUCAACCGAGUUACCAGCCAAGCCAACCAGGGUAUCAACCUAGUCAGCCAACCUCGCCCCCGUAUCAGCCCAGCCAACCGAACAAACCUGAUGAUACCACUUUCCCGCCCUAUGAAGAACCCCAGCAGCCCCAGCGGCCCCAACAGCCACAGCAACCCCAACGACCACAGCAGCCGCAGGAGCCUCAACAACCAGACUCUGGUAGCGACGGUACAUCUUCAUCUCAAACUCCCGCAGUGCCCGAUGAUGACGACCGUCACCCCCCGCACAUCCACGCUAUCACUGUCGAUUGCGGCAAAGAAAUGAUGACCAUCAACAUCGAAUUCAAUAAAGUUUACAACGGAAUCAUUUACUCUCAAGAUCAUUUCAAUGAGCCCGAAUGCGUUUACGUUAGAGAAAACUCUGGCCAAAUAAAAUACUCCUUCACAGUCAGCUUGAACACCUGUGGAACUAGAUUCUUCAGUGACUUCGAAAACGAAGGUCAGGCGUACUUAGAAAAUGUUCUGGUGCUGCAAAACGAACCUGGCAUUCAAGAAGUGUGGGACCAUAUUCGCCGCGUCAGGUGCUUAUGGGAAGGCAACCUAACCAAGCAGCUGAUUUCCUCAUUAAGCGUCGGUAUGCUGAACCAGAUUACGAGCAACUUCAGUGGUGAUACUGCCAUGGCCCGUUUAGACAUCCAAAUAGGACGUGGUCCAUUCGCGCCUGAAGCCAACGGCUUGGUCAAGAUUGGAGAAAUAAUGACACUAGUCGUCACAGUAACUGGUGAUGCUGGCUUUGACAUAUUUGUCCGAGAAUGCGUCGCACGAGACUCGGAGAGCCGCCAUAUCGUUCCCUUGACUGACAGCAACGGCUGUGUGCUUAAGCCUAAGAUUUUCGGUGCCUUCCAGAAAACUAGAGAGACAGGAAAUACUGGAGCGUCGAUUAUAGCGUACGCAUUCUUCAACGCGUUUAAAUUUCCUGAUGAAAUGGAUUUGAUUAUUCAAUGCGACGUCGAGCUGUGUAAGACAGACUGCGAUGCAUGCCCCAAUCCUGGUAGCAUAGAGCCCAGAAGGAGAAGGAGAGAUGUCAUCCAUUUCGGAAACAGGACUUAUGAGCCUUCGACUACCAUCGCCAAGGGCUUGCGUGUAGUAUUUGCGGAAGACUUGCCAAGGGACAACGAUAGUUUCUGCGUAUCGCCGUCCGCUGCCAUGUGGGGUAGUGUGUUGAUACUUUUCGGUUCUUUAACAACUAGCAUAGCAGUAUCCUACCUGUGGCAGAGGGGGCACGGUUCGAGCAAAUUUUUAUAAAAACCGUCAAGUUUAGAAAACUAAUUUAAUUAAUAAUAGGAGCGAUUUGCAGAAUGCGCCGCUUGAAAACUUGAAAUAUGUUUCUUAAUUUAUUUGAUCCAUAAUAUGUCAUCUUUUAUUUAUGUGAGGAAACUUAUCAAAGUCUGCGAAUAAGACAACGAUUCUUAAGUAUAAAUGUGAUUUUAAGUUUUAUUUUUUUUUAUU
Messenger RNA from Cydia strobilella, 2602 nucleotides. RefSeq names its product mastermind-like protein 2. Bases 557 to 2398 code for a protein of 613 amino acids. The transcript has 5 exons. The record is from RefSeq and is a predicted model, not a curated record. Lineage: Eukaryota; Metazoa; Arthropoda; Insecta; Lepidoptera; Tortricidae.